This is a messenger RNA of Morus notabilis, 1377 nucleotides long. RefSeq lists its product as uncharacterized. Gene Ontology annotation, molecular function: RNA-DNA hybrid ribonuclease activity; nucleic acid binding. The coding region runs from base 1 to 1377 and encodes 458 amino acids. NCBI's taxonomy places the organism in Eukaryota, Viridiplantae, Streptophyta, Magnoliopsida, Rosales, Moraceae. The record is from RefSeq and is a predicted model, not a curated record. The transcript is spliced from 2 exons.
AUGGAAGUUUACGUCGAUGAUAUGCUUGUAAAGAGUACCAGGGCCACCCAUCACGUCGACCAUUUGGGGGAAAUGUUUUGUGUAUUAAGGAGAUACCACAUGAAGUUAAACCCCCUAAAGUGCACCUUUGGAGUCGGAUCGGGGAAAUUCCUCGUUUUCAUGGGCAGUAACCGGGGAAUAGAGGCUAACCCUGAAAAGAUAAAAGCCUUGCAGGAUAUGAGGUCUCCAACUAAUCCAAAAGAGGUUCAAAGGUUGACAGGGUGUGUCGCCGCUCUAAACAGAUUCAUAUCAAAGGCAACAGAAAAGUGUGUCCCCUUCUUCGACGCUUUAAAAAGAAGUAAGCAUUUUGAAUGGACGCCACACUGUGAGGAGGCCUUCCAAAAAUUAAAAGAGCACCUGGGCAUGCUGCUGAUCCUAUCAAAACCCAUCACCAACGAAGAGCUAAGCCUAUACCUCUCCGUGUCACAACACGCCAUGAGCUCUGUGCUGAUAAGAGAGGAAGAAAAAGUCCAGCUGCCAGUCUACUAUGUAAGCAAAAGACUCCUCGACGCAAUUAAGGGGCAGGCGCUGGCGGACUUCCUAGCUGAGUUCUCUCAUAGGCCAACUCCCUCCACACACGAAGUCAAGACGACAAGGUGGAGGCUCUACGUAGAUGGAGCAUCGAACGAAAACGGGUCAGGAGCCGGUGUCCUAUUGAUCAACCCAGAAGGCCACAAAAUUACUUCGGCGGUACGAUUUAAAUUCAAGGCGUCGAAUAAUGAAGCCGAGUACGAAGCACUGAUUGCCGGAUUACGAUUGGCGAAUCAUUUAAAAGUCGAGAGGCUCGGCAUCUUCAGUGAUUCUCAACUGGUCGUUGGACAAGUAAAUGAAGAAUACCAAGCGCGCGGUGAAAAAAUGGGUGCAUACUUGAGAAAAGUAAAGGAAGAGCUCGUCUGCUUCAAAAGCUAUGAAAUACUUCAAAUACCACGAGCUGAGAACACCAACACCGACGCCUUGGCGAAACUAGCAUCAUCCAGGGAUUUCGACAUGCUAGGGAUUGUUCCCAUCGAAGACCUGGAGCGGCCAACAAUUGAGGAAAAAAUUGAGGCCUUGACCAUCCAGACGGACGAGGGUUGGAUGACACUACUAAUCCAAUAUCUGACAAAUGCAAAGCUGCCAAGUGAUAAAGAUGAGGCCCAACGACUCAGAUAUAGAGCCGCCAGGUACCUAUUAUACGACGGUUUGCUUUACCGACGAGGCUACUCCACGCCUUUGCAGCGAUGCCUAAACGAUGGCGAAGCCCAGAGGGUCCUCCAGGAAAUCCAUGAAGGAGUAUGCGGUAAUCAUACUGGGGGACAGUCUUUAGCUCUCAAGGUUUUGAGACAGGGAUAUUAUUAG